AUGGCACCAAAGUGGCAGACACAGUGGGAUCAGCAGUGGCAGGAGCAGCAGUGGCAGGGCCCGCAGUCUGAGAUUCAGGGCAGCCAGGGGGCGGACAAGGCCCAGGAUCGCCGGCACGAGCUUUACCGGGCGAAGCUGGACAUAAAGAGGCUUGAGGACAGGCUGGAGGAAGUCAACCAGGAGCAGAUCGAUGCUCUCAAGGCCCAGCACAAGACCGCUGAGGAUGGCUUCAAGGCCGAGAUCCGGACGUUGCAGGCCAAGCUGGAGGCGGAGGAGCAGAAGACAAAGAAGGCGACCGCAGCAGACUUGAAGCCAUGGAUGGACGCGAACGACAAGUUCGUGAAGCAGGAGAAGGAGAUGACGGCAAAGAUCGAUGAGCUGCGGAACGAGCGG
Symbiodinium pilosum is the source of this 393-nucleotide messenger RNA. The record is from the annotation of a GenBank genome assembly. NCBI's taxonomy places the organism in Eukaryota, Dinophyceae, Suessiales, Symbiodiniaceae.